AUGAUAGCGGGGGAUGGCGGCGGCGUGGGGCGGAGCGGGGGGGGGGGAGGGGGGGUAGGGGGGGUGGGCGGGGUGGGCGGGGAUGUCAGGAGGGAAGAUGAUCUUGCCGAGGGGCGGCCGCAGGGAAUGAGUGGGUCGGGUGUGGGGUCGGUUGGGGGUUGGGUCAGUGGGGGUUGCGUGUGGGGGGGGUGGAGAUGGGGGGGGGGGGGGGGGGGGGGGGGGGGGCGGGGGGUGGGGGGGGGGGGGGGGGGGGGGGGGGCGUGGGGGGGGGGGGGAGGGGGGGGGGGGGGGGGGGUGGGGGGGCUGAGGCAUGGUCGAUGCAAUAGGAAGGUUAGGAAAUGUGUAUUACUUGGCAUUGUGGUGUUCGAGGGUGCGGGGGGGGCGGUGUGGUGGGUGGACCGGGGGGGGGGCGGUCGGGGGGACGAGGGGUGGUGGCUGCUCGCUGGGGUUAGGUCUGGAAGGGCGAGGGAAUUUCGGGUGGAGAGGUGUGAUGCGUGGUUAGAGCUGGAGAUGGAGUCAUCCUUUACUGACUCGACGUUUGAGAGCGUGGUUUUUGAAGUGUAG
Molecule: messenger RNA, 564 nt
Organism: Knipowitschia caucasica
Lineage: Eukaryota; Metazoa; Chordata; Actinopteri; Gobiiformes; Gobiidae
Source: the annotation of a GenBank genome assembly